GCAAGUUCUGAAGACUUCUGAGGUCUGUCUGUGAGCCUGUCAGCGCUAGUCGAGCUACGCUGGGCGCACAGCGUGUGGGUGCUGCAUCUCACGAAGCUGCAGUUAUCUGGCUUGAGACAUCUACCAGCGCGCGACGCCAGCGCACGCAGCACACCCCAGCGAUCGCAGCCGUGCCGACACACGUAUUCGACGCGGCUCCUGCAUUAUAGUUAACGCGUCCGAGCAGCAUCAAUCUGCUGCAGAGGAGCAAGCUGCCGUGCGCAUUGACAGCAGCCAUGCGGCUCGCCGUGCUACUGCUCGCCGUCGCUACGACCGAUGCGCUGCUCAACAGCCUCAAAAGGCUCGUGCGCCGUAAGCCACAACAGCCGCAGCACGCGUCGGCGACGGCCUUCGGCGCCUUCAAGGACUUUUUAGCCGAGCAGCAGGAGGUCAUGUGCAACGCCGUCGAGGCGCUGGACGGGACAUCGUCCUUCGGCGAGGACGCGUGGACCCGCGGCGACGGCAGCCACGGACUCACGAGAGUCAUCGCGGACGGCGCCCUCGUGGAGAAGGGCUGCAUCUCCACGUCGUACAUACAGGGGACGCUCACGAAGGCGCGGGCCGAGGCCAUGUGCAGCCGGGGCCGCGAAAACGUCAAGGCGGGCGACCGCUUCGAGGCCGCGGCGCUGUCGCUGGUGCUGCACGCGAAGAGCCCGCACGUGCCCACUCUCAGGGGCGACGCGAGAUGUUUCGUGGUGUUUGACGAAAACGAUGAACCGAGGGAGGCGUGGUACGGGGGCGGCUGCGACCUGACGCCCUGCUACGUCGUGGAGGACGAUAUUCGAGGGUUCCACGCGCACUGGCGCGACGUCUGCAAGGGGAGAUAUCAGGACAUGAAGCAAACGUGCGACGGGUACUUCUACCUGCCCCUGCGACAGGAGCACCGCGGAGUGGGGGGCGUCUUCUGGGACGACGACGCGUCCGCGGACGCGGACGCUUUGGCGCGACGGGUGCUCGAGACGAUGAUCGCCUCGUGGGCGCCGAUCGUCGCGCGGCGGCGCGGCGACGCCGUGGCGGAGGCGCAGCGCCAGUGGCAACUUUUGAGGCGGGGCCGCUACCUCGAGUUCAACUUGCUGAACGACCGCGGCGUCCGCUUCGGGUUGAGUCCCGACGCCAUCGAGCGCAUCAUGGUCUCGGCGCCGCCCCUGAUAGCGUGGCAGUACAAGGCCGAGCCUGCGAUUGGUUCUCCAGAAGCGCGGCUCGUGGACGUCCUGAGGAAGCCGCGGAGCUGGGCCUAAUAUACAUAUAUAUAUAUUUGUUUUUUUUUUUAGGCGGGAAGCGAGAGGGGGGGGGGAGGGGACUCUUGUGCGCGCGAUCACGCGUCGAGCGGGACGGGCUCGACCUCGACCACGUACUCGUCGUCGCCGUCGAGCGUGAAGCUCUCGGUCGGCGUGAGGACCUCGAAGCCCGGGCCCUCCUCGAGCUUGCGGCGCGUGGCCGGGUAGGGGUCCGCCGCGUCGUAGUUCAGCGGCCCGUAGACGCCCAGGUCGUCGAGCGCCGCCACGGUCAUCCGCGAGAUGGGCUGGUACAGCCCGGCCUAGGCGGCCGCGGCCGGCCGCUGGCCAAUGUUUUUGUGUGAUGUCUUUUGGCCGCCGCCGUUCGCACGGCCUCGCGCGCCGGCGCGCGGCAAACCGCCGCGGCUUUGGUGCGCCCGCCGCGCCCUUGGCGUGCCGUGAGCUUCGGUUUUGCUCUGGCAUGUUCCAGGGGAGUUUAGCGUCUUCGAGCGCGCGCGCGGCGGAAGUUCUCGGCGAGUGGGCGUUGUACGUGAUCGGCCAGAGUGUUGAAGGGGGUCUGGGACGCGGGGAGCUACUUUGUGAGCGUAUAUGGGUUGCUCUGUGUCGGGCAAGUUUGUCGGCCAAGUUGGCCACAGCUAGCGGUCGAAAGACACUAGCAAGCUUGACACAUUACUACUAAACCUCCGGGCUCGACACAUAGACGUCCCCCCGCGGGCGCCUCGGCCUACCGCCCUGGCCAGAUUUCUGGGCGGCGCUCACCGCGGCCGGACGUCCAUUUGCGCGUUUCAGCCUUGGCCUGCGCGGGUUUGUCCGCCGGAUUCUUCCGGGCCUUCCAAUUCCCCAAGGAGGCGUAUGGACGGCUCCCUGCUCGGUCCUCCGCGGUUUACUGCAGUGCCAACGACGCCCGCCGCCCGCGCGUUUCUCAUAGAUCGUCGUUACCGGUCGCGGGAGGGCGGUAUCCGAGCAUCGGUACGCGGCGCCCCCCUCCCCCGCUCCGGACAGAAAUCCUCAUAUAGUUUCUUAUCCACUGAGAACUGGCGCACACGCGACGCGCCGUCGACCGCGCGCGAGAGGUCCUCCGCCUCCAGGGCUGGAUCGGCGAGGUCCAGCGCACCGCCCACGCGCGCGACUCCGCCGACAAGCGCUUCGACUACUACACGCCCGCCCUCGCCAAAAGGGUCUGCAGGCUCCAGGCGCGCGACUUCACGAACUUCGGCUACCCCUGCUGGGACGGCAUCAAAGACACGUUCCGCAUCCUCUAG
This is a messenger RNA of Pelagomonas calceolata, 2536 nucleotides long. Lineage: Eukaryota; Pelagophyceae; Pelagomonadales; Pelagomonadaceae. The record is from the annotation of a GenBank genome assembly.